Mucor velutinosus is the source of this 1155-nucleotide messenger RNA. RefSeq lists its product as uncharacterized. NCBI's taxonomy places the organism in Eukaryota, Fungi, Mucoromycota, Mucoromycetes, Mucorales, Mucoraceae. Gene Ontology annotation, molecular function: mRNA binding; protein binding. The record is from RefSeq and is a predicted model, not a curated record. The coding region runs from base 1 to 1155 and encodes 384 amino acids. The transcript has a single exon.
AUGUUUAUACAUAAGCUCAAGCCUACUCUGUUGGCCAGACAACGCCUACUCAAUAGAAGUCUCCUUGGAGCAUCCAUGAGGAGCCCCACUGUACACAGACUUUCAGCAACGAGAUGUCUCCAUCUACAAUCGCACAUCACGAUUCCCGAUACCAAAGAAGCUGAGGCUAUUGUGCCCUUACUGCAACAGAUUGAAGCAGAUGCUCAACCAUCAGCGAGUACCUACAACGGCGUCUUGACAACAUUGGCAUUGGAAGGCAGAUCUGAACAAGCACAAAGGCUAUACGAUGUUAUUUUUCGAAAUCACAAUGUCAAGGCUGACAUUGACACCUACAGCCAGCUCAUGUUGGCUUACAUGAAUGACGGUAAAUACGAAGAAGCUAUGGAGAUCUAUUACGAACUUCGUGAUCACGACGAAGAUCCCACAAAGAAUUUACGCUUGAAGCCAGACACAUACGCAUUCAUGUUGCAGUCUCUGACAGAUCCCAACAAAAUCCAACAAAACCACACACAGUUCGAGAACAACGUGGAGCCGAUAUACGAGUAUUCAGUAGAAGAUGUCGAUUCGGCCCUUUACCCUGAUAUUGAUGGCGAUUCACAGCCUGCAUUAUUGACAGCAUUAGCACUCUUUAACGACAUGCGACAUUUAGAAAUUCAGCCUACACCUGACAUGUACGCCAAUUUACUGAAAGCAUGUGCAGAUCAAAAGGAUGGCCAUGUGCUGGAAAAACUACACAAGUUAAUUCGCAUGGACCUCUAUCUCGACCCUGAUGUGCGAGUGUUUAACCAAUUGAUGCGAGCAUACGAUGUGGUAGGGGAUCCAGCGUCUGUAUUGGAGAUUUGGGAAGUGGCGGAGUCGUCUAAUGUAGUGGAUCGCGAUUCAGUAUCAACAGUAUUGCAAACAUGCUUACGGAAUGGAUAUGUCAGUCGAGCCGAUGCUAUCUGGGAGUCAUUGAAAUACAAGAGGAAAGCUAUUCAGCCUACAGUGGAUGACUUUAAUGUCUAUUUACAGUGCAUUUUGAACAGCAAUGACAUUGAAAAGGCAGAGACGCUGGUGCAAGAGGGUUUAUCCACAGGUCAAGCCGAUGACUCUAGUGUAAAUAUUUUGAAAACACAUACAAACAAUACUACUACCACUACAGCCGAUGCCCAAUAA